GCACGUGAUGUCCAAUACCAAUGAAUCAUGCCAAUAUAUCAUACCAAGAGGUCUUAUCUGAAGGCUUUUAUUUAAGCCUAUAGCAAUGGACUCAUACCAGGAGGAACUGGAAUUCCAGAGAUUUUUUCAAGCGCACGCCGAUAAAGUUAAGUAAGAUAAGCGAUCUUCGAGGCCAACUAUUUAUAACAACAGUAUAGCCACUUAUGCUUUCCUUGGUAUUCAACUUGAAGCAAGAACUGCCGAAACUAGACCAUCUUAAGAUAACGGAUCUUUGCGUCCGCAGCGAAUCAGGGAGAACAUAUCAGGACGGCUGUUUAGCCGUAAGAGGGAACAACAUGGCAUUUAAGCUUAGUGCUCACGCUGUCGAGCGGCUAUGCUUAGUCUACAGCGGGCCGUUGAGCCAUCAUCUUGGCCGCAAGACAAUGCAAUUGAGAUUCAGAUUUGUUCUGGUGGGAAGACAAAGCGGCAGUUGAACUUGGGGAGAGG
Fusarium redolens is the source of this 486-nucleotide messenger RNA. RefSeq lists its product as uncharacterized. The record is from RefSeq and is a predicted model, not a curated record. NCBI's taxonomy places the organism in Eukaryota, Fungi, Ascomycota, Sordariomycetes, Hypocreales, Nectriaceae. The transcript is spliced from 2 exons. The coding region runs from base 204 to 473 and encodes 89 amino acids.